AUGACUGAAUACGUCAAGGUCGAGAAGAUUGUCCCCAAGUUCCCGCCGCCGGCGUUCGGCGACAUCGCCAAGGCAUCGAACGACCUCAUCAACAAGGACUUCUACCACGCUGCCGCAGCUGCCCUCGAGGUUAAGCUCAAGGCUCCCAACGGUGUCAACUUCACCGCCAAGGGCGUCUCUCCCCACUCUGGCCCCGUCGCCUCUUCGCUUGAGGGCAAGAAGGCUCUUUCCAACGGUACAGCACCUGCUUCCUUCACUCCUCGUUCAUUGCUACUCUAUAUACCCAUCCUCAAGACGCGAUCAUUCCACUCCAGCAUCUUUCACGUAUCUCAACCCCCGGGCGGCAAAUUCGCCGUCACGGGCUAUACCAUCAACUUGCUGACGACAAACUGCCCAGGCAUCAGCAUCACCCAGUCGUGGAACACUGCCAAUGUUCUUGCUACCAAGGUCGAGCUCAACGACACCUUUGCCAGCGGCCUGAAGACCGAGGUCCUCUCCAACUUCAGCCCUGCCGCCGGCAACAAGGGCCAGAAGGUCAACUUCCACUUCAAGCAGCCCAACUUCCACGGCCGCGUCUUCGCUGACUACUCCGCCGCUGGUGCCAUUGGCGCCAUCGCCGAUGCCGUCGUGUCCCACGAGGGCUUCGUUGUUGGUGGUGAGGUCGGCUACGACGUCCAGAAGGCUACCAUCACCAAGUAUAGCGCCGCUGUCGGUUACACCACCCCUCUCUACAACGCCGCCAUCACUGCCACCAACUCCCUGAGCGUCUUCUCCGCCGCCUACUACCAGAAGGUCAACCCUGCUGUCGAGGCUGGUGCCAAGGCUACCUGGGACUCCAAGUCUGGCUCCAACGUCGGUCUUGAGCUUGCUGCCAAGUACAAGCUCGACCCUGCCUCGUUCGCCAAGGCCAAGAUCAACAACCUCGGCAUUGCCUCCCUCGCCUACAACACCAAGGUCAACAGCGGUCUGACCUUUGGUAUUGGUGGCUCUUUCGAUACCCAGAAGUUGAACGAGGCCGGCCACAAGCUCGGCACCAGUUUCACCUUUGAGGGUUGA
Molecule: messenger RNA, 1056 nt
Organism: Ascochyta rabiei
Lineage: Eukaryota; Fungi; Ascomycota; Dothideomycetes; Pleosporales; Didymellaceae
Product: Mitochondrial porin
Exons: 5
Coding region: 1-1056 (351 amino acids)
Biological process (GO): monoatomic anion transmembrane transport
Cellular component (GO): mitochondrial outer membrane
Molecular function (GO): voltage-gated monoatomic anion channel activity
Source: RefSeq, a predicted model, not a curated record